GUGGCGGUAUCUGGAGGUGCAGCGGUGCAUUCGAUCAGUGUGCAGUAUGACAACAUCGGGAUUCGCACGUAUUGUACCAUCCAGUAGCCGUCGUGUAGACCAGACACACGCAAAAACGAAACAGAUUUGCUGAAAGAGGUGCGAGAGUGCGAGUGGUGCCUUCCUGUCCCAUGAAGCCAGAGUGAUCGGAGGUCGGUUCCCGGGACGAAAUCCAGUUUUGCGGUAACAUCCAAACCGUGAAAAUGUCCCAAAAGCAGUGCACGGUGGAGAAGCUGGUGCGUGUGGGCUACUACGAACUCGAGAAGACCAUCGGCAAGGGAAAUUUCGCCGUCGUUAAACUGGCAACGCACAUAGUGACCAAGACUAAGGUGGCCAUAAAGAUAAUCGACAAAACGGCUCUGGACGAAGAGAAUUUAACGAAAAUAUUUCGAGAGACUGCUAUCCUUAAGAAGCUGCGACACCCACACAUCACCAGACUCUACCAGUUGAUGGAAACCGAUCAGACUAUUUACAUGGUCACGGAAUAUGCCAGCAAAGGAGAGAUAUUCGAUCAUCUGGUGGCGAAAGGCAGGAUGUCGGAGACUGAAGCGAAGAGAAUCUUCCGACAGAUAGUAUCGGCUGUGGGGUAUUGCCAUGCGCAGGGCGUCGUCCAUCGGGACCUGAAGGCCGAGAACCUGCUGCUCGAUCACAACAUGAACAUCAAACUGGCGGAUUUCGGAUUCAGCAAUCAGUUCACCGCAGAUGUCCAACUCUCCACCUGGUGCGGAUCUCCGCCGUACGCGGCUCCGGAACUAUUCAAAGGCCUUAAAUACGACGGCCCCAAAGCCGAUAUUUGGAGCUUAGGUGUAGUUUUGUACGUAUUAGUCUGUGGAUCGUUACCAUUCGACGGCACAACGCUGCAUGCCCUCCGCAACAUCGUCAUCGAGGGAAAAUUCCGGAUUCCCUACUUCAUGACUCAAGAAUGUGAACAUUUGAUAAGACAUAUGCUUGUUGUGGAGCCUGAGAAAAGACUGAGUCUGCCGAGCAUACAGAAUCACCUCUGGCUGAGGGGGACGGAACUGUUGGACACCCGUCCCGAGAAGGAGACGCACCUCAACAACACUGUGAUCGAGCACAUGCUGCAGCUGCCCGGAAUGACGCGAGUCAUGAUCCUGCAAAGCCUGAAGAGCAACUCUUUCGAUCACAUCUACGCGAUCUACAGUCUGCUGCUUGACAAGCUCCAUCAGAGGACGAUCAACUUCCAAUCGAAGCUGCUGAACAGGCAAUCGCUCAGCGCGUCAAGCAGCACGGUCAGCAAUCAAAGCAUAGAAUGUGAUACGCCAUUAGACAGUUCGAUGGAGGAAACGGCGCUUCAACAGCAGAUGCGACCAGCCCGCGUCAACGAGCGCAGCGAAUCCUUCAACGAGCAACUUGUGACGAACCUGAACAAUGAAGUGGGUAGCAGGUCCGGCGAGCUGGUUGCGAGCGAUAAGAUGGAGUUGCCGACGUCGCCGUGCGUUCGCAGGGAGAGCUUCAACGAGAACUGCCUGCGAACGGUCAGGGAUGAGGUGAAGCAGCGACGGAGGUCCUUCAACGAAGGCGCAUCCGCUGUCAUGGCUGUACCGGAAAUCGUACCGCCUGUCAACGAAGAGGCCGGAUCGCCAUUUGUUUCCAUGCCUACCAUUCCUGCCGUCUAUCUCAUGGGCGGCGAAGAAAAUUCGCUCCAUCUGGAGAAAUUCGGCGAAAUGGAAUUGGAAAAUAGCGAUGAUACCACUUCUUUAACAGUUCCUUCAACAGCAUCCACGGGCUACGAUAGCUACAAUUCAUCCAUGUCAUCAGAUAAAUACCAUUUAACAGUGAGACGGCAUACAGUUGGUCCAGGUGAUCCAGCUCAUGAACAGGUUCUUGAAAAUCACUACAUGUCACAUAUGUCUCAUCCGAGUGGUGCCACUCCUCGCCUGUUACCCCAAACCAAUCUACCACUUCACUUACCAUUAUUGGGUCAACAGAGUCCCUAUAAUUUUGGUGGAAAGGACCCGCAUCUGCUGAAGCCCCCAACGGUUUUAAAUGCCGCCGGUGGUUUCGGUCGUAGAGCUUCGGAUGGUGGUGCUAAUCUACAUAUGAUGUGGGGUCAACCGGGCGGAUCGCACGAGCAAUUGAACAUGGGCAUGUCUUCGAGUUCGAGUGGGAACGCGAGUCUCAGCAGUGCCACGGCCCACACUCCACUUGAACACAGUCAACCCGGUUUGGAUGAACUGGCCGAUCCCUACGCCGUCGCCAGAUACAUGCAGUGCAGGGGAAACUCCAAAAGACACACGAUGGCUAAUCCGGAGGAGGUCCACACCCUUCAGACGACGACCACGACCGGCGGACGAACGAGACGUAGCGGUCUACUGACCGUGAUGGAACGCCCACCUGUGAUUUCACCUGAGCUUGUAAUGGAAGUAGAGGCACGUAUGAAGCGCAAUUAUAUGCCGAACAUGUUGCCACCAACGCGAAAGCACUCGCGUCAUGCUGCCAAACCGCAUUUGCCGACUGUACAAGAGUGUAAUUCAGGACGCGAGCAGAAGUCGAUGGAGAGAUUUAGUCCUGUUCGCAGAGGCAGCGAGGGAUCAGCUUCGGGGUCUCGGACACUGAGCCCCUCCACUCCUCAGCAGGAAUGUCAAAGGUUACAACGGGGUUUGGCCACCAGAUCCAGUCCGCCGCGAUCGAUUCCUGGAUCUCCUAUUCAUCAGAUGGUGUCGGAUCAACGGUGCCUAGCCGAGACGACCACCUCACCCAUACAUCAAUUGUUUUCGAACAGCACUGACACCGUAGAUUUGCAGAAAUACAGAGAUUCUCAGUUGCCUUCAGGUAGCGACCUGUUCAACGGUCAGAGCUCUUCGGUGUUAGUGACGCAGAACAAUUACGGAUACGACACCAGCAGAAGUUAUAGCAAUAGUCCACUUCAUUCCGGAAAUAUGUCGCCUUACACAAAUAGCAGCGGAGGUUUGGGCUCUCCCAUCCAUCACUCUGCUUUCUACGGACCUUUGAGCUUAUAUUCGGGUAACAAUUCACCCAUCUUAAGCAAUCUAAAUAGUCCAGGAACUUCUCCUGUCUUCUAUAACAGCAUACAACCUAAUAGUAUAUCCUCAAUUACUCAAGGUAUAAGCGGUUUAAAUACUGGUGUUGGCGGUUCGAUAACGCAAGGAACACCUAGCAAUAUUCAAUUGGAAGCUAGGCUUCAGGAAGACGCGAAAUUGGAUUUGAGUGGUGGAAGUUCGAGUUACCAGCCUUAUAUGCAAAACCAGCCAAACUAUUUGCAUCAAACCCACCACAUGCAUCACAUGCUGAACAUUCAUAACCACCGGAGCCUGACGAACUCGCCGAUCUCGAAUCCGGGCAGUCCCGGAUUGGACAUGAUCCAGGAAGAGCUGCCGCCACACAUGCAUUCCCUCCAGAAGCUGGACCAGAUCACUUCGGUUGGCCAUCCUCAGAUCUCCGUAACCGACGUUCAAGGUAGUGAAGUGACGUUAGUGGCUGGAUCGGACACCUCCGAAGAUUCCAUGGAUAGCUUGGAGAACCACAAGAUUUCGGUGAAGAUGCUGCCAUCAUUUCUGAUUUCAAAACCGCUUGAAAACCAACCCUCGAUAACCAAAGGUAUCGGCAGGAAGAGUUCGAACGAGACCGUGGAGAUGACCGGUGAGGAGUUUUCACUGAGAAGGAACUCGGACAAGUCCUCCUGCUAUUCGGACGAUAGCUUAUCGAACGAUAGUCUCAGCAUCGGUAACCAAAGUCCCGGAUCCAGCAGCAACACGCAGAGCAGCCAUUCAGAAAUGCGGAACCGGCCCACAGAUAUGGAAAAGAUCCAGCAGGAACUGGCAAACGCCGGCGCGAACAACUUCCAGAUGAUACGUAACUUCACCGAGAAGAGUCCGGAUUUCGUCAGCGAUUUCGAGUUCGAACUGUCAGAGGUGUGCUCGAAGCUGGAGAGUACGGACAUCCUCGACAUGGUGAAGAGGACGAUCAGCAGUCACCAGAUGAGCGCGAAGGCUUGCGACUCGCUGCCGGACAAAAUCAGUCUUCAGUUCGAGGGGGGCGUCCAGAUCGAACUGAAGAUCGUCUGCAAGCAGAAGGAUUCGAAAGGACUGAAGAUGAGGCGCAUCUCCGGCGACCACCAGGUCUAUCACCAGCUCUGUCAACAGCUGAUUUCGUGCAUGACCGUCUCGUAGCUUCGCCCUCAUCAUCCUUUAACCCACGAAUCCGAAAUUAGAAUGUGAUAAUUAAUUUUAUAUAUUUUUGUGAUUGUAAAUAAUGUUAUUAUUAUUUGUUUUUAAUUGACUUGAUACAUUCCCCCAAGCAGGUAUCGACUGAACAAUUACUUUUACAAAUAGUACAUAUAUAUUUUUUUUUAAUAUAACUUAGGCGAUUGCGGUUUUUCUUUUUCUCUCUCUCUUCGUAUCUCUAUUUUUCUUUUCGUUGACCUAUUCUAUUCCCGUUAAACAGAAUCUACUUAACGUUUAAGUAAAAAAAAAUACUCUUUAAGUUUAUCCCCCCAAAUCAGAAUAUUCAAUGUCUGUAAAUAAUUUGUACAUAGUACUACUAAUUCAAUUCUAUCGCACAAUUGUAUAUACUAUAUAUAAUAAAUAAAUCUAUACAUAUAUAUAUAAAAGAGACAUUAAAAUGCAGAGUGAAAAGAAUUUUACUGAACGCGAAUUGAUGUCGCGGGAAAUAAUCCAAAACAGAUUAAAUAAUUAUUGUAUUAUGUUUGUUUCCAUUAGCAAUAUGUGAAGCGUUCCAAGUAUUGUAAUGUUUUUACUCUUCGAACUUGUUAUGUACAAAAUAAUACAAUAAAAAAAAUAAUAAUU
Molecule: messenger RNA, 4826 nt
Organism: Nicrophorus vespilloides
Lineage: Eukaryota; Metazoa; Arthropoda; Insecta; Coleoptera; Silphidae
Product: serine/threonine-protein kinase SIK3 homolog
Exons: 16
Coding region: 243-4190 (1315 amino acids)
Biological process (GO): protein phosphorylation; microtubule cytoskeleton organization; intracellular signal transduction
Cellular component (GO): cytoplasm
Molecular function (GO): ATP binding; tau-protein kinase activity; protein serine/threonine kinase activity
Source: RefSeq, a predicted model, not a curated record